Messenger RNA from Anopheles merus, 3233 nucleotides. It is a transcript of the gene DNApol-eta, whose product is annotated as DNApol-eta. Gene Ontology annotation, molecular function: DNA-directed DNA polymerase activity; damaged DNA binding. Lineage: Eukaryota; Metazoa; Arthropoda; Insecta; Diptera; Culicidae. The record is from RefSeq and is a predicted model, not a curated record. The transcript is spliced from 3 exons. The coding region runs from base 225 to 3149 and encodes 974 amino acids. Gene Ontology annotation, biological process: response to radiation; error-prone translesion synthesis. Gene Ontology annotation, cellular component: replication fork; nucleus; site of double-strand break.
AAUGUUUUUGAGGAUAAAAUAAGUCGUUUACAUGGAUUUAUUGAUACAAGUACACCCGUUUUAUGCAUCGAAUUGGCCAACCCAGCACUGUAAACGAACACGUGCGGAAUGGCUGAAAUGUCAAACGGCUCAGUUCAGGCGGGAAUCUGGGACGGAAAAGCGAGCAGGUCGUUGUGAAAUUGUGUUGUCGAACAUGUAGGAAAACCCGAAAAUAAACAAACAAAAUGAGCACGAAAACAACUAUAAAUAUUAAAAACAAGUUCGACCGGGUGGUAGUGCUGGUCGAUAUGGAUUGUUUCUACUGCCAGGUGGAGGAAAAGCUGAAUCCUGCCAUCAGGGGAAAGCCGAUAGCGGUGGUGCAGUACAACCCCUGGCAGGGUGGGGGCAUCAUCGCUGUGAACUAUCCCGCCAGAGCGGAGGGAGUCACUCGCCACAUGCGCGGAGUUGAAGCGAAGCAGCACUGUCCCGAAAUUGAACUGCCACAGGUGCCGCAGGUUCGUGGCAAGGCAGAUCUGACACGGUACCGGGAAGCGGGCAAAGAGGUCGCGGAUGUGCUGAAAAGCUUCACGCCACUGCUCGAACGGGCCAGCAUCGAUGAGGCGUACCUCGACAUAACGGAACGCGUGCUGACGCGGAUACACGAGAUGAACGAGGGCAAAUUUCAGCUGCGGCCGGAGAAGCUCGCCAACACGUUUGCGGUCGGGUACGAAAACAUUGGCGAAUUCAUCACGAAGCUCUCGAACACGUUCGAUCCGGCGGGCGGCACGGCGGAGAGCAAUUCGCAGGAACGACUGGAGUACAAGAAGAGCGACAUCAAGCUGCUGGUCGGGGCAUCGAUUGUGAACGAGAUACGGGCGGCGGUGAAGGAGCGGACGGGCUUCGAAUGUUCGGCCGGCAUUGCGCACAACAAAAUCCUCGCCAAGCUGACGGCCGGCUUCCACAAGCCGAACAAGCAAACGAUCCUGCCGAUCAACAGCAUCCCGAAGCUGUACGAAACGCUGCCGCUGAAGAAGGUGAAGGGGUUGGGCGGCAAGCUGGGCGAUCAGGUGUGUGAGGUGCUGAAGAUCAAGUUCAUGUCGGAGCUGGUACAGUUUCCCGAGAGCGUGCUGCAGCAGCACUUCGAGCAGCGGAUGGGCAGCUGGAUGUACCUGAUGGCACGCGGCAUCGAUCUGGAGGCAGUGACGGCCAAGUUUCACUCGAAAAGCAUCGGCUGCUGCAAGCGGUUUCCCGGGAAGAAUGCAAUCACCGGGCUGGCCACGCUCCACCACUGGCUGAACGAGCUGGCCUCGGAAGUGACGGAGCGGCUGGAGAAGGAUCUGGACGAAAACAAUCGCACGGCGAAGCAGCUUACGGUGAGCUACAGCCAGCAGAUCGAUAAUGUGGACGUGUCCAGCACGAGGAGCAUCGCUUUGGUUGCGUACGAUGCGGAGCGCAUUGCGGCCGACGCGCUGGAUGCAAUCAAGCGCAACACGGAGCGGUUCUUCGCGUCCAACUCCACGACGGCACUGCACAAUCCCAUCAAAUUUUUGGGCAUAAGUGCGCGGAAGUUUGAACCGAACGGGGCGGGUAAAGGUGGAGGCAUUAAGCAAAUGUUCCAGAGCUACACAUCGAAAGCGGCCAACGCGGAUGAACAGCCGCGCGAGACGGAACGUCGUAAAAGUGUGUCGGGGGAAACACCGGAUGUCGUCACUGAGAUACCGAAGGGAGCAGGAACUUCUAAAGAAGAGCAGCAACAGAUAGAAAAGGGGAACGAUGCAUCAAAUGGGGAGCCGAGCAAACCGAAAGGGCUUAUUCAGCAUUUCCUACAGCGUCAGUCUGCUUUAGCACCCGUUUCUGCCAGUAAGAGUGAAGAAACAGGGAGUGAAGUGAAGACGACAAAUGCAUCUAGCUCUUCUGAUGCAUCAAAUGAGGAGCCGAGCAAACCGAAAGGGCUUAUUCAGCAUUUCCUGCAGCGUCAGUCUGCUUUAGCGCCCGUUUCUGUCAGUAAGAGUGCAGAAACAGAGAGUGAAGCGAAGACGACAAAUGCAUCUAGCUCUUCGGAAGACGUAAAUCAGCCAGAAAGUAAAUCGAAGAAAGGUAUUGCACAGUUCUUGCAACCGAAAAGUGCCAUCAACAAAGAGUCUUCCCUUGGAAGUGGAGAUUUAAGCAAAUCUCCUUCUACUGUAGAGUCGAUAGAGCCAGCAGCUAAACCGAAGAAAGGUAUUGAACAGUUCCUGAAGUCAAAAAGUGAUGUCCAGAAAGAAACAGCCACUGAAAAUGAGCAAGAGAAAGAGGGGAAUACUAAUGAUGAAGCUGAAGCCGUCCCUUAUCUGGAUGAUACUGUGGAGCUAGCGGUACCAGAACAGGAAGAGAAUCAAACACCAGAGUCGGGAAUGGAGCGUGAUGUUCAGAUAUCUGCACCUUCCACCAUACAUGAAUCGGAAGACCCACCAGAAGAGAAACCAUCCACUUCCAAAGCAUCGUUCGUGGAGCGAAGCAAUGCCGCUACAAAACCAGAUUACAAAGAAACGUAUGCAGAGUACAGUUUUCAGGUCCCGGAACCAACCCUGGAGUGUCCACAGUGUAAAAAACCGAUUCCCGAACAUGAAUUUCAAUCACACCAGGACUUUCACUUUGCGCUCUCGCUAAGCCAGCAGCAGGGAGAUGAGUUCCGGAAUGAUUUAAAAACAAAAUUGACCUCCAAAUCGCCACUUCCCGCCAAACGAACGUCCAAGGCAAUCGUGUCCGCAGCGCCAAGUUCCGGUAGCAGUGGCGCACCGUCGGCAAACUUGUCAAUCGCUCGAUUUCUGUCGAAAGUUUCUCCCGAAUCUAUACGCUCCAGCAGCGCAGAAGUGGCCACCGGCAGCAACAGUAAAGCGGACGAGGUACCUGAAAACCACACCAAAUGCUCUGACUGUGGUAAGUUCAUCCCGCUCGAUUCUUUGGAUCAGCACAACGAUUAUCAUGUAGCGAAGCGGUUGCAGCAGGAACUGAACCGUCUCGAGGUGGUGGUCCCUUCACAAUCCACAAGUAAACCAGCAUUAGUCGUGGUGGCCAGUGGGGCCAGUUCCAGCACGAAACGAAAGCGGCCAGCCAAUUCAAGCGAUAAAGUAACGUCGCCGGUCAAGCAGAAGCUAAAACCGCUGUCCUCUUACUUUACCAAGUUGUAAAACGAACGUAACUCUUACCAACAACGUGUACCUUAUUAAACGUGUAAGCCAAGUUAUCGUUAAUCGUAGAAGCUAAUUUUAUUG